Messenger RNA from Pseudomyrmex gracilis, 2429 nucleotides. It is a transcript of the gene Cdc6, whose product is annotated as cell division control protein 6 homolog. Lineage: Eukaryota; Metazoa; Arthropoda; Insecta; Hymenoptera; Formicidae. Gene Ontology annotation, molecular function: DNA replication origin binding; ATP hydrolysis activity. Gene Ontology annotation, biological process: mitotic DNA replication checkpoint signaling; DNA replication initiation; cell division. The coding region runs from base 221 to 1897 and encodes 558 amino acids. The record is from RefSeq and is a predicted model, not a curated record. The transcript has 5 exons. Gene Ontology annotation, cellular component: nucleus.
UCCCGCCAAAACUGCAUUUUUACAGCUGACUAAUCAAAUGUACGUAAUAGGGUAGAUACGAUCGCGUGAUGUGUGAUAAGUUAAGUGCCUUUCUAGAAUUUGGGAAAUUUCUUUAUUAUAGAAGAUUGUGAUUUCAUAAAACUUGGAGUAACAACUUUUCCAGGAAACACCUAAAGUUAUACAUUUUAUAUUCAUUUCUAAUUUUGACUAGAAGUAUUUGAUGUCAAACAUGCAGAACACUAUUCAGUUUCCUAUACGAAAAAAAUGUAAUUUCUAUGGUAAGGAUAAUGUUGUAAAAGAAAAUUUCUCUGAUGCAAGGGCAAGAUGCACACCAUUGAAAUAUACACCAGUGGUAAAAAAGAUUGUUACUCUAAGCAGUAGUGAAUCAGAUUCAGAUUCUGAGAAUAUAUUAAAGAAGCAGGAAAGUGUAACCAAAGGAAAAAUAGAUAGCAAAGCCAAUUCACCAAGACGACGGAAAUGUGAUAAAUCAGAUGAUCAACAUACUCCUACUCCACCCAAGCAAAGAAGAGCUAAGUCGCAAUCCUCUUUAACACCAUCUACUCUUUUGGAUAAAUUGGAUUUAUCAUCUGAAAAGAAAGGUAGAUUACCUCCCAAGCAAUUAUUUAUAUCUCAUUCCUGUGAAGAGGAGGAUAAACUUCUUUCCAAGCCACUUGGAUCUGACAGAUAUCAAAAUGCACGUAGAGCUUUGCAUAGUUGUGAGACUGAGGAGUUGUACGGAAGAGAAAAGGAGUUAGCUGAACUGCAAGAAUUUCUUCAGACACAUUGCAAGCAAAGGACGUCAGGUUGUUUGUAUAUUUCGGGUCCUCCUGGCACUGGAAAAACUGCUAGUCUUUUGAAGAUUAUGCAACAAACUGAACUGAGAUCCAAACUCAAGAUGGUAUAUGUGAAUUGCACUACCAUGAAAUCCGCAGCUGCCAUUUAUGGAAAAAUCAUUCAGGAGUUGUCUAUAAAAAAUGCAACGUCUAAGAAGAACAGCAAGGCCUCUGUAGAGAAAUAUCUAACAUCCGAGCAUAAAAUGCUGCUAUUAGUACUUGAUGAAAUAGACCAGUUGGAGAGCAGAAAGCAGUCAGUUUUAUAUUCUAUAUUCGAAUGGCCGUCUAUACCAAAUUCCAAACUCAUUCUUGUUGGAAUCGCUAACGCCCUGGAUCUUACAGACAGGAUAUUACCUAGAUUGCAGGCAAAAUGCGAAUUAAAGCCAACGUUAAUGCACUUUAAGCCAUAUACAAAACAGCAAAUAAGCGACAUAAUUUUGGCGAGGCUAAAUCAAGCAAAUGCCUCCAAUGUUUUUGCACCAUCUGCAAUACAGCUGCUCGCAGGCAAAGUAGCAGCUAUAUCUGGGGAUAUCAGGAAAGCUCUAGAUAUAAGCAGAAGGGUCGUGGAAUUGGUAGAGUCACAUCAAAUAGCACAAGUACUCUGUCCGACGAAUGAUAAUGAUGUAAACACAGACUUUUCAAAAAAGAAGAUCGAAGCUGAGAAGCAGGUUGAUUUAAAAACAGUAGCUACACUUUUAAACGGAGUCUAUGGCAGUACACAAAAUCUAAAUAAAGAACAGGAUACAUUCCCUAUUCAACAGAAAUUGUUGCUUUGCUCGCUGUUACUUAUCCUAAAUAAAGGAAGAAACAAAGACGUUACUGUUGGAAGUUUGCACGAGGUAUAUAAAAAGGUUUGCAAAAAGCGCAAUAUAAAUGCUGUCGAUGCUUCCGAAUUCGUAAAUUUAUGCUCAUUGGUAGAGACCAGAGGCAUUUUAAAAGUUGUUGGUAAGAAAGAGGCACGUUUGCGCAAAGUAAAUCUGCAGUGGGAUCAGGAAGAAUUGGAUGCAGUCUUGCAAGACAAGCAAAUGACAGCGGAAAUUAUUAACGAUGCGAGUUGUUUGUAAAAAUAAUUACAGAAAUUUAACGUGUUAACUUUUUCUACGUCUACACGACAACGAUCUGGAAACAUCACUUCGCGAGAAAUUGAUAAAUUGCUUUGAUGAGAUAAAAAAUACGGAAUUGAUCAGUCGAACGCGUUCUUUGUAAAAACUAAUGUUACUAAAUUAUCGUUGCCGUGCAAACGUAAUUUUUGUUACAUAUGAUUUGUUCAUGACAAGAUAGUUUUUACUUGUUGACAGUAAAAUGGGUGGUUAAAAUAAUAAAAAUGACUGGACUUCGUAAUAAUUAAUAUAUCGCAAAAAAUGUUGAUUUAUUGUUUGACUCUUAUUAAUGAGAAAUAGUAUCACAUAAUUAAUGAAUCCACUUAACAAAUAUGGUCUGAUUGUAUAUGAUGUAGUUUUGUAAGACAAUAUAUGUAUAGACCUGUAAUAAUGUACAAUUAUUUUUUUAUUUUGUAAAUUAUAUGUCCAUAUACAUGAAGAUGAGAAUGGUGCUACAAAAUUAAAAUAGAAAUCUAUUUGACCAAUAAAAAUUGAU